GGGAAGCUCGACGUCGCGGCCCGGGGGAGAGUAGAUGAGGGUGAAAGGGAAGGUGGUCGGGGGAUUGAGGUCCCAUUGAGGGUUGAGGAAGAUGGCCGAGGAUGCGAAGGAGGAGCAGAGAACGAAUGGUGGAGGGACCGAGGGGUUGGUCACCUCAACGGAAGACGAUGGACAGGUGGCCCAGGAGGCCAGUGAGGGGCAGGCAGAAGACGGUGGGGGGCCCAACCCGCUGGUCUCUUCAAUUGAAGAAGGUGGACAGGUGGCCCAAGGUGUGAGGGAGGAGAAUAGAGGGAGUGACCAAACAACUGAGGGAUUGGACACUUCAAUGGGUGUGGAGGAGCAGGCAGGCUAUAGCUCAGGGUCCGAGUGGCAGAUACACGUGGAUCAUUGGUGGACCGAGGAGUUGGACACUGCAAUUGACGAUGAACAAAAGACUGAGAGUGUGCAGGAGGAGCAGACAGAUAAUGACCAGAGACCUAAGAAGUUGUUAUUUGCAGUAGAAGACACUGAAGCUGUUAGGGAUGAUUGGAGACCGUUGAUUAGCCUGUCACUUGAGGUCUUGGAAGAAUUUGGGGAUGCUAGUGAAGACCACACCCAGCAUGUGAAGGACAGCGAAGAAUUUGUCACCACAGCAGAGGAGCAAGAGGCUGCAAAAGACUGGAAAACAGAAGGUGAUGAUGAAGUCCAAAUAGAAAACAGUUUGGACUUCAGAAUAGAAAUGCUCGAAAGAACUAGCAUUACCCUGUCAAAGUAUAAAUCAGAAUCAGUCUCUGUUGACGUAAAUGUCGAAGAGACUAAAACUCGCAUACUGAUCAGGUAUCUCUGUAAUCAAGUGCAGCAACUACGAGAGCCUCAAAUAAAUAAACUGACAUUGUAUAUUUAUGGCAGUGAAGAUGCGGUAUUGAAAGAAUGUGAACGUGCUAGAAACAUGGAUACCUUCAUCUUUCACCCUUAUAACGCUACCAGGACCUACUAUGUCUUGUUUAAGUUGGUGCUUACAGUCCUCAAUCUUAUUUUUACACCACUUGGGAUCACUUUCUUUGACAAAGAUCAAGGCAUAAAAACAAUUGGAUGGCGAUUCUUCAGUUUUGGGUCUGACAUGUUUUUCCUUGUUGACAUCCUUAUAAAUUUUAGAAUGGGCAUCUAUACUGACGACCGUGAGGUGGUUAUUUUGAAUCCAAAAGCUAUUGCUAAAAACUACAUCAAAUCUUGGCUUCUGCCUGAUUUUUUAGCAGCUUUUCCUCUCGAUUUCUUAUUAUAUCUUAUUAAGGUUUCUGGAUUUCACAAGUUCCGUUCUUACACUUUUUCUAAAUUUUUAAGAUUAUUUUAUUUUGGUCGGAUAAUAAGUUUGAUACGACUUCUGUGUGUCUCCAACACGAUGAGACGCUUCAAGGAAUGGGAACUGGCAACAAAUGUAAAUCUGGAACCAAUGGAGUUGCUUCUGCGUACUUUGUCUGUUUGCUUUAUAAUGCUAAUUGUCUGCCAUUGGAAUGGGUGCCUUCAGUUCUUUAUUCCUAUGAUGCAAAAAUUUCCUGAGCACAGUUGGGUGGUAAAAGCAAAUCUCACGGAAGCAUGGUGGGCUGAUCAGUACUCAGCAGGAGUACUUCGUGCCAUCUCUCACACUCUAGCCAAUAGCUAUGGGCCAGGAGGUUUACCCACAGAGUUAUCAGAGGUUGCAUAUACAGUGAUCAGUAUGAUUUCUGGAGCCCUGAUGCAUACAUUAAUAGUGGGAAAUGUGGCGGCUAUGGUGUUAAAUGCAGACGCUCCAGGGCGCAUGUACAGAGAAAAGUUAUGUCAAGUAGAAGAGUACAUGGAAAAUAGGAGACUCCCUCGGAAGUUAAGGCUGAAGGUUGCAAACUAUUACAAAGAACGCUAUCAUGGCAAAUGGUUUAAUCAAGAAGAAAUUAUUGCUGAAUUGUCAGAGUUCUUGAAAGAGGAUGUUUUGUCUUUUCUAUGCAGAAAUCUGGUCAAUAAUGUACCACUGUUCCAAAAUGCAGAUCCGAAUUUUUUAAAAGCAGUAAUCACAAAUUUGCAAUACGAAGUCUUUCAGAAAAAUGACAUGAUAAUAAGAGAAGGUGCUACAGCGGAAAGGAUGUUCUUCAUUGAAUCUGGUAUUGUUUCAGUGGAGACAGCAUUUUAUCAAAAGCUGCUUUCUGAUGGUGCUUAUUUUGGAGAGAUCUGCCUUCUCACUAAAGGUUACCGUAAAGCAUCUGUUCGGGCAGUCACUCUUUGCAAAAUGUAUUCAUUGUCAGCAGGCAAAUUUAAUGACUUGCUGAAGCAAUUUCCUGGUGCUAGAGCGAAAAUAAUAAAAAUGGCGGCCCAAAGGCAAAGAACCCUCAAAAGAGCUGUAGAACAGUGGAAACCAUAGGUCUUCAGCAACCUGAUGAAACAAGAACAAUUUGUAAAAACCUGUAUAUUUUGUAUUUGUAUAUUAUUUGACAGUUAAUUUAAUAUAAUAAUCUUAAAUGUAUUCUUUAAAAACAUGUUUUAAUCUAUGAAAGAUAAAUAUUUACAACCAUACAACCUUAAAUUUGAAUUGCAAAAAACAUAUAUUAGGUUAUUACAAAAUCUGAAAACAUCUUUAUCACUGUUGAUCAUAUUUUUUUUCAUACUUAUCAUUUUGAUAUUUCGAUAUACAGGUAGAUGAAUAAGGACAGUUUGAAGCUGUCCUACAUGAUCAUUGUGAUCUGGAAAAUUCUGAAUGCUAGAGCCUCAUGUAAAAUAAAAUCCUUAUGGAUAAUGUUUUAUGAUAACCUGGUCAACAUGGAUGAGUUGGGCAAAAAGGCCUGUUUCCGCUGUAAUAUUCUGUGACCCAUCCUAUUUAUCAACUCGCACAUUAAAUGAGCAACUGUACAAUAUUGAAUUUUGUGAGCCCUAAUUGUUAGAACUAAACAAUGAUGAGAAGCAGCGCUGGUAAAACCAUCAGGACACUAUAAACAAUGAAGGUAUGGAAUUAAGGCACAAUGUACUGGAGUAACCCAGCAGGUCAAACUCUCGCUGACUGCCCCCCACUGAGUUACUCCAGCACAUUGUGGCUUUUCUAAACCAGCAUCUGCAGUUCCCUGUGUAAAAAUGUUUUGUUUCAUCGUUUUCAUAGAGAAAUAAUAUGUACAAAAUACAUAUUUGUUGAUCUUAGUUUUUCUUUUUUAAAGUGCUCUUAGCAGACUAUUGAAAGACCUUCCAUCCAAACUUCACCUCUAACAGUUUCCUGAUAUGAUGUCACAGAUGUACACAUGUUUGCCAGUGGAAGCAUGGUCAGUCACUUUUGAGCAAAUAACCAAAUGUCUUCUAGAUUCCUUUAUACCGCCAUCACCUUCCAUCCCAGAAAAAAUUAAAGUAGUGAUAGAAAGCAUGUUAUCAUUGUACCUCACAUUUGUAAUUUCUGAGCAUUUCAGUAAAUGUAACAAAAUCAGCUGAGAAUUUAGACACAAGGAACUGCAGAUACUAGUUUACAAACAAGACACAAAGUGCUGGAGUAACUC
Leucoraja erinaceus (little skate) is the source of this 3482-nucleotide messenger RNA. Its product is annotated as potassium/sodium hyperpolarization-activated cyclic nucleotide-gated channel 1-like. The transcript is spliced from 11 exons. Bases 92 to 2368 code for a protein of 758 amino acids. NCBI's taxonomy places the organism in Eukaryota, Metazoa, Chordata, Chondrichthyes, Rajiformes, Rajidae. The record is from RefSeq and is a predicted model, not a curated record.